ACGCCCCCUUGUGGCAAACGUCCAGCCAGCAUGCCGCACGCCAGCUCAGGGCUCAGGCUGAUGGGACAGACUGGGCUCUCUAGGUUCAGCCUCGGAAAAACUCAGGAAAGUUCUGCCCAUGAGCCUGGUUGAUUCAAGGAAGAAACUCCAAGUGACAGCCUGAUCCCGUCCCAAGCGUUUAUUGAGAUUUACAGUCGCCUGCGGCAUACCCUCCAGCACAGACAUUCGAAGUGCCGUUGACUGGGGCAGAGGUUUGAGUUUACAUAAGGGGUUGAAGAAUGUUGGCUCAGGGCUCAAUUUGUUUUUAAAAGGACUUCCUGGGGAACAACCUAAAUGACUGUUAGUUCCUGAGACUAGUUAAAGAAUUAGGUUUAGGCAUGCUGGGGAAAGUGCAGCAAUGGUCACACAUCAGUAGAUGUAGUGUAUGAUUUUGGUCAGGACACACAAAGAAAAUGGGAGGGAGGAGGAAGGUGGCAUCAGGGCACCUCACAAAAAACCUGAAGCCUCAGCAGUCUGCUUCAUAAAUCAUAUCCUUGGCAGACAUUAGUAAACAAACAGAACUCUUGUUAAGCCAAGAGGAGCCGCCAUAAUUCUGAAGAAAGUACCAGAGGCUUCAAUGAAAACCAGUAAUGUGAAUAAUUGGCAUUGACAAAUGGUAACAUGCAUCUGUCAUAUCACUUCUCAGUUCCCUGUUUCCAUAGGAAAUGUAGUGUGUGUGUGCUGAAGUAGCCUGACUGCACCAUCUGUGAAUCCAUGCCCUUUAAAGGUGCUGAAACCUACCCAUCCAUUUUCCAACUGUUGACAAACUUAUAAGUUCUGAUGUCAGGAAGUUACCAGGAUGUCUGAAACACAUUAGAACUGAACUUGACCUGAUAAUGCCUGGCACAUGGGAGAGUAUUGAGGGAUUGAGAUGAAGGGAAUAAAGAGUUCUGAAGUUCACUUGUGAUAAACAGAAGAUGACUAUGCAAGACGUCUUGAACUAAUGAAUUCAGGGAGUCGCUCGGUGGAGGUGAAGAUGCUGUCACCAGGGUCAGGCCGUAGAGAAGAUGCAAAGCUGGAGUCAUGUGUACUGCUUCUUGGCCAAGAGAGGCCAUUUCAGUUGGAUAUCUCCUGGCCUACAAGGAGUUUCUUCAGUGCCUUUAAGAACUUAUGCAGAUCAACCAAUUGAUGCUGAUGUGACAGUGAUUGGUUCUGUCCCUGGAGGAUAUGUUGCUGCCAACAAAGCUGCCCAAUUAGGCUUUAGGACAGUCCACAUUGAGAAGAAUGAAACACUAGGUGGAACAUGUUUGAAUGUGGGUUGUAUUCCUUCAAAGGCUUUAUUGAAUAACUCUCAUUAUUACCAUCUGGCCCUUGGAAAAGAUUUUGCCUCUAGGGGAAUUGAACUGCCAGAAGUUUGCUUGAAUUUAGAGAAGAUGAUGGAGCAGUACAGUUCUGCAGUAAAAGCAUUAACAGGGGGAAUUGCCCACUUAUUCAAACAGAAUAAGGUUGUUCAUGUCAAUGGAUUUGGAAAGAUAACUGGCAAAAAUCAGGUCACAGCUACAAAAGCCAGUGGAAGCUCUCAGGUUAUUGGUACAAAAAUCCUUAUAGCUAUGGGUUCAGAGGUCACUCCUUUUCCUGGAAUCACGAUUGAUCAAGAUACUAUAGUAUCAUCUACAGGAGCUUUAUCCUUAAAAAAAGUUCCAGAGAAGUUGGUUGUUAUCGGUGCAGGAGUAAUUGGUGUAGAAUUGGGUUCAGUUUGGCAAAGACUUGGUGCAGAUGUGACAGCAGUUGAAUUUCUAGGUGACGUGGGUGGAAUUGGAAUUGAUAUGGAGAUAUCUAAAAAUUUUCAGUGCAUACUACAAAAGCAAGGCUUUAAAUUUAAACUGAAUACAAAAGUUAAUGGUGCCACCAAGAGAUUAGAUAGGAAAAUUGAUGUGUCUGUUGAAGCUGCUUCUGGUGAGGCUGAAGUUAUCACCUGUGAUGUGCUCUUGGUUUGCAUCGGUCAAUGGCUCUUUACUCAGAAUUUGGGACUAGAAGAACUUGUAAUUGAACUAGAUCCCAGAGGUAGAAUUCUAGUUAAUACCAGAUUACAAACUAAAAUUCCAAAUAUCUAUGCUAUUGGGGAUGUGGUUCCUGGCCCAAUGUUGGCUCACAAAUCAGAAGAUGAAGGCAUCAUCUGUGUUAAAGGAAUGGUUGGCGAUGCUGUGCACAUUGACUAUAAUUGUGUGCCAUCAGUGAUUUACACACACCCCGAGGUUGCUUGGGUUGGCAAAUCGGAAGAGCAAUUGAAAGAAGAGGGUAUUGAGUACAAAGUUGGUAAAUUCCCAUUUGCUGCAAACAGCAGAGCAAAAACAAAUGCUGACGCCCUGCUCUUACCCAACUCCCUUCCAAAGCCCCAUCCACCCCGAUCUCCCCGGGCCUGUUUCUGCUUGGGGUAGACCUGCCCAGGCAGUGAGGAACUCCCUGAGCCUGGAAACACCCCACUCUUCUUUCCUGCCCCCCCCAAUUGACCCCUAUGGAGGCCUAACUCCUUCAGAGUGAGGAGACUACCAGGAGAGGCAAGACCAUUCAGAGCUGCGCACAUUGAACUCCUGGCCCCCACACAACACUGGGUGACAAGAGGAGAUAGAGAGACCCCUCCUGCACUCACUGGACGAAGAUAUGGGAAGAAGACAGAAUAAGAACUCAUUCAA
Messenger RNA from Cricetulus griseus (Chinese hamster), 2672 nucleotides. The record is from RefSeq and is a predicted model, not a curated record. Lineage: Eukaryota; Metazoa; Chordata; Mammalia; Rodentia; Cricetidae.